CUCCGCAGCUCAGAGAGGGGAAGCUUCGAACGGCUGUAGAGAAAGGCCCAGGGCAGCAGCACUAUCGCAAACCUCUCCUAAAAUGCCACAGCUGGGGGAGGGGAUCUGACACUUCCCCUUUCCAGGCCUAAAAGGGGCCUCCUUGGCACCAUCUCAUCCAAAAACUAGCACCCAUCUAGUCCUGCCGCAAGCGUCGGGGGAGCCCAACCAUGGAGGCAGGGGGGUGACCUUCCUGUGGCACUGAGGGGAAGUCCCACACUGAGCUACAGCAAAUCCACUGAGCCCCAGGAGAGAACAGCCCAGAGACCUGCUUUGCCCCCUUCGCAGAGGGCAUUUUGCAGAUGGCCGGACAAAGGAACUUCCAGGAGGUUACGUGCCAUGUCUGCAUGCCCAUGACUGACCUGCCUCAACAAGCCAGCUGCACCCCCCACCCGUUAAAUCUGCAUGUAAACGAGAAGAAAUCAGCCGGGAAAGAAACGCCGCUUCUGCAUGCUGAAUAAACAGUACAGCGCGUCAUGCAUCCCCCAGCGCCGGGCCCUUUCACACCAGCACAAAGGGGAAAGCCACAGGAUGCUACAGUCACAUCUUGGCUGCUCUUUGCUGGCUCAUGGGGUCACCACGGGUGACACACGUUACUUCGCUGUACUGGAGUGUCCAUGGCUCGGGAUGAAGAUAACAGCUGGGAGCUGCCCGCCCUGGACGGUCGGGAGCUCCCAAUGGCAGAGAUAUGCAAUGCCUGGAAGGAUUCAGAGAGCAAGCCCUCCGCACUGAAUCGCACAUGCUAUCCACAGACAAGAGUCAGGCCCGGGUGGGCAGGCUUGGCUAACGAGAUGCCAGCCCCAGGCUCGACCCGCAGCAUUAUCCUUCCCCAGCACAUUCUGAGACUGCCAACAGUGCUGACUGUGCCAGUGGGCCAGCACCAAGGAACAUCCGUGUGAUAACCAGAGCUUGCAAAGGCUGCACUCCUGAGGCAAUCCUGCAGCAACAAACCAGCAUGUGAAAUCUUGCACAGAGCAAUAACCCUACGAGAACAAGCCGUGCAUACAGCCGCACCUUCCAGAGCCACCCUACGCAUAUCGCUGGGGCAGGAAAAUGAGUGGAAUGAGAGCAGAGGCCGAGUUCCUGAGGAGGUGGCUGGAGCUGAGUGAGGAGAUGUCCCUGGGAGGCGAUUCAGUGGAGAACAGCUCUGAAUUGGUCAGUGGGCUCAUGGAGAAUAACUCACCAUCUGCCCCUGUGCGCCAGGGCUGGGGAGAGCUUCACCUGGCAGCUUGGAAUGGCAACACCCACCUGAUGAAACAGCUCCUGCAGCAGGGGGCAACGAUGGAAAGCAGGGACGAGAACGGAUGGACCCCCUUACACUGUGCCACAAUGACAGGGUCCAUCACGUUGGUCAAGUUCCUGGUGCAACGUGGCGCCGUGGUCCAUGCCACAGACAGAUCGCACUACACCCCGCUGCACCACGCCUCUUGGAAUGGCCAUACCCAAGUGGCUGAGUUUCUCCUGGCUCGGGGAGCCCCAGCCUCAGCUGUGACUCAAGGGGGCCUGACCCCACUCCACUGUGCAGCAGCCAACGGUCACACCCUCAUUGUGCAGUUGCUACUACAGCGAGGCACAGAUCCUGCCAGCGGGGACAACAACCAGUGGACAGCACUGCACUGGGCGACUGUGAACAGCCAGCUGCAUAUCAUGGACUUGCUGAUUAGCCAGGGUCUCUCCCCAGACCCGGGCAGUCAUGGAGGUAUCACAGCGCUGCACAUCACGGCAGAGACUAAAAGAAGCGAAGCUCUAAGGUUCCUGCUAGCCAAGGGUGCCAACAUCAAUGCUCCAGAUGAGCUGGGGAGAACUGCACUUGCCGUUGCAUCCGAAAAUGGCAAUCAGGAGAUUGCAGAACUGUUGCUGAACAGCAAAGCUGAUGUGAACCUGAGGGACCAUGCCGGCUGCACAGCACUUCACAAGGCAGCAGCUGCCGGACACUUGGCCGUGGUCCACCGGCUGGUUAAGAAAGGAGCAGUUGUCAAUGCUAGGGACUGUCUGCAUCUGACUCCGCUUCACAGAGCUGCCUGUUGUGGGCACACUGAGGUCGCCAAUUACCUUCUGGACCAUAGAGCUGAGAUCAAUGCAGCCGGCUGGCUAAACAAAACGCCGCUGCACCUGGCUGUGGAAAAAAAUCAUUUCCUUUUAAGGGAGCUCUUGCUGGGGAAGGGAGCAAGUCUGUCCCUCAGAACUCGCUGGGACGAGACGGUGCAGGAUCUAGCCUCAGACAGGAGUGAGAGGGACGAGCGAGACACCCGCCAGAAGGAGGUCCCCUGCUGACAACUAAUUCCCAGUGCUACCAGCAGGAGACGCUGCAGCGGUGAGUCCCACCCUGUGACAGGCACCAUGCCAAACAAAUGGACAUGUGUUCUACCUUCUUGCAACAUAUUGGCCUAUUGGACCCAAUCCUACAAAAUAAUGAACAGCUCCUGCGAGCUGCUAUUCUGGGGGCCCUGUGUCCCCUCCCCAGGAAACAAUGGCAAACUGCAACCCGGAUCUGAGCUAGAUCCCAACUCCACUACGGUCCAGAGACAUGAGAACAAUUUUGUCCUUCCUCUGCUGCCAUCUUGUGAAGGAUUAGACCAAUAAUGGGCAACCUAGGCUAGUGAGUGGCCCGCAUGAAUGGUCUCCUUCAUCUCAACACUGUCAUAAACACUACAACACUGUCAUAAACAAGACGGUCUCCCGGAAUAGGGGAGUUCUGCUCUCUCAGCUUGUGUACCUACAAUGUGAGGGAUGUGCCGAUGGAACCAUAGCAGCGUUUUCAUUGGAUGCAGAGGGAGCACGUGACUCUCACAGUCAAUGUUGUGCACAAUCAGCACCCACCUCACUUCAUGUGCCCUGGCUUUACAGGCAUGUCACUUUAGUAACACCGGUAGGAAAAAAUCUACAGAGACAGAAAGCAGCAGAACCUGGCAACCCUGCACGUGGGCAACACUAAACAAAAUGUCUGGCGGGCCCCACAUAGAACUCCGAUGGGCCACCCACAGCCCACAGGCUGCCCACCACUGGAUUAGACUUUCUCCUCAUUCCAGUAUUAACAGAAAAAGGGCCUGAUCCGCAUUUGCAUUGUUCUUGUAGUGUAAUGGAACCUUAAAAGAGAAUAAAUAUACUUUA
This is a messenger RNA of Pelodiscus sinensis (Chinese soft-shelled turtle), 3150 nucleotides long. The record is from RefSeq and is a predicted model, not a curated record. Lineage: Eukaryota; Metazoa; Chordata; Testudines; Trionychidae.